GACGAUGCGCGCCUCUCCUGCCGGUCUCCUGCUGCUCGCCCUUGCCCUCAUCUGCGGUCAGUCCGCUUCUCUCUCAUUGCCUUCUCUCUCAUUGCCUUCUCUCUCAUUGCCUUCUCUCUCAUUGCCUUCUCCCUCAUUUUCUUCUCCUUGACAUACCGCUCUCAUACCUCCUCUCUGCCCUCCCAUACCUCCUCUCUGCCCUCCCAUACCUCCUCUCUGCCCUCUCAUACCUCCUCUCCUCUCUUCUCCGCACACCCUCUCCCUUGUCCUCUGCAGCAGCUCACUUGAUGAAAGCAGCGUAUGGGGACGACACAGUGACAAGCAUCACUCACCGCAUGGCCCACCGUAGCAUGCUAAAGGACUCGCAUGCAUCUGGGCAAGAGAAGGUUCCAGAAGGUGACUCCAUGGGGGAAUCAGCGCUCAGCAAGGUCACUGCGAGGGUUCUGCUGGAUACCCCCACUUCCGGCACCCCCGUUGACAGCACCGGCACCCCCGUUGACAGCUUCGGCACCCCAGACAGCACUGGCGGCGGCAACCUCGCUGACGGUGGCGGCAGCCUCUUUGAUAGCAAUCCCAGCCCCGCUCGCAGCAUCCUGAAUCUGGGCUCGGAACUGCAGUUCGCCACAACCGUGGCUGUCGGCAAGGCUCGGCUGAGCUUCGGCAGCCAGCGCUGCGUGAACGUGCCGAAGAAGGCACGGGGGAAGGGCGCGCAGGUGUGGUGGAACGGCUGCGAAGGCUCGGGCGGCGCAGGUUCGAGCAGCGCGGCAGCAGGUUUCGCGUGCUCGCAGGUCAAGUUUUUUGGGAAGGACGGCUGUCAGGGCGCCGCGCUUGAUAAGAUGGUCAACCCGGGGGCUGCUGCAGCUAAGUUCCCCAGCAACAAGAAGACGCUCCGCAAGUGGGCGUCCGUGACCUCUGUUCUUUGCACAGAUGCUCCCUGUGACGCGUUGGGCUGUGAGCCGGUUGGCAAAUGCGUGGUGGAUGAGAGCGGCGAGCGCUACUGCCAGUGGGACUCACCCUGUGGCGCCUGCCCCUCUGGAGCCACCUGCAAGACAGUACCUGCAACUAAUAACGACUCACCCUGUGGCGCCUGCCCUACUGGAGCCACCUGCAAGACCGUGCCUGCAACCAACAACGUUCCCCUCUUGCCCCACUCUCUCACUCCCCUCUCGCCCCACUCCCUCACUCCCCUCUUGCCCCGCUCUCUCCUCUCCCCCACUCGCCCCACUGUUUGCUUCACCAUUCUCGCUUUGUUAAGCCAACCUGCCACCGUUACCGCAUACAGCGCCACGUUCAUCGUGAAUCGAAACGCGGAUGACAACUCCUCUCGGCCCUACACCUUCCGCCUCAACCUGAACGGCUGCACUCAAUACCCGGACGCAGUAGCUGGGAGAUUCACCGCAGCGUAUAUUGUUGACAAUAUUGAUGACGCUCCAAGGUGCCCCUCCUUCAAUCUCUACUCGACGGAUAACUGUGAAGACGACAGGGAUUAUCAGGACAAGUCAGAAUCUAGUGACCCUUUUGCUGCAGGAUAUGCUCU
Closterium sp. Naga37s-1 is the source of this 1537-nucleotide messenger RNA. Lineage: Eukaryota; Viridiplantae; Streptophyta; Zygnematophyceae; Desmidiales; Closteriaceae. The record is from the annotation of a GenBank genome assembly.